CAAUUUUCAUUUCUUGUCCAGACGGCUGAAGCAUUGGCCGUCCGCCCCGCUCGGCGAGAAGAGAUUCUCCGACAGGGCGACCACGAUCGCGCGCAUGGCGGCGGUGUCCAUGAAGUGAUUGUGUGGCGACACCCCUCCUCCCUUUUUCCUCAUCACCACCACGGCCUCAGUCAACCUUGCCGUUCUGUCUUAAUAGCCCCUCUAUCCUCUCGUUUGCUGACACAUCGACGUCUAGUCGACGUUCUCCCACACUCAUGUCUGCCUCGUUGUCGCCAGACGCUCGCGGCCUCGCUUCUGCUUUGCCCGCGCUCGAACAAGGCCCCUCCUCUGCUGAGCAGCCCUCUGAGUCCAGCCAUGUCAUGGAGACGAAUCCUUCCUCCGUUGACGACGACGGCAUCAAUGACAACGUGGUCAAUGACGAUCACGACAAGAGCAGCGAGAAUACCAUGAGCGACAGUGGCAACGCCGAUGAUGGCAAGAGCAGUGCCGCGGACACCAGUGGCAACGACGACCGCAUCAUGACUACCAAUACCAACGACAACGACAGUAGCAUCGUCGUAAAUAACAACGACAACGACGACAGCAGUGGUAGUAUCCUGGCUACCAAUGCCAAUGGCAACGGCAGUGACGGUGUCGUGACUACCAACGGCACUGACAACAGCAGUGGUGGUGUCGUGAACACCUUUGAUAACGACGGCAGUGGCUUGAGCUGUUUACUGCCUGGCCGCUUGAACGUUGAGGGCACUGCUCUCCUCGUCGCCGUUCUCUCCUGCAACGACGAUCUGCGCGAUGCACGCUCGACGCUCGAGUUCCUCCAGAAUCAUCGUACCUCUCUUCUACGUCAGGCUGCCCAUGCCACCGAGGAGCAGAACGCCGCCAACCAGGAGUGUGCGCGCCUCUGGGAGGAGAAGCUUGCGUCCAUCACGGUCCACCGUCGUGCAGAGGACGACUACCUGCGCAAAGCUGACGAGUAUCACCGCGCUGAGAGGGGACGCAUCGAGCUCUGCUACAAGCGUUAUCGCCUGGCCCUGGAAGAAUGUCUUCGCCACAGCCACGAGUGCCUUCGCCUCGACGAACAGCACCGCAAUGCUGAAGCCAAGUGCAACAAUAUCAACAACCAUCGCCAGUACCUCGAACAGCAGCGUUUCCGCAACGAACAAGCCAUCGAGAGCGCCGAGGAGCACGUCGAGGCCGCUGUCGAGGCCCACGGACUUGCUCAUGCUCGCCUGGUCGAGCACGCUGCAAGGAUUUAG
Messenger RNA from Acaromyces ingoldii, 1253 nucleotides. RefSeq lists its product as hypothetical. The record is from RefSeq and is a predicted model, not a curated record. Lineage: Eukaryota; Fungi; Basidiomycota; Exobasidiomycetes; Exobasidiales; Cryptobasidiaceae. Bases 255 to 1253 code for a protein of 332 amino acids. The transcript is spliced from 3 exons.